Molecule: messenger RNA, 342 nt
Organism: Mesorhabditis belari
Lineage: Eukaryota; Metazoa; Nematoda; Chromadorea; Rhabditida; Rhabditidae
Source: the annotation of a GenBank genome assembly
AUGGCCCCAAAUGGUCGGCUAAUAUUUCUGCUGUUUUACUUGAUAUUCGCUAUCGAUGGCGCUCCAAUUGGACACAAAGAAAAGCGAUUCCCGUCGGCGAUCAUUAUUGGUGUGAAAAAGGCUGGCACCCGUGCUUUACUGGAGUUCCUUCGACUCAAUCAAAAAAUCCACGCACCCGGCCCAGAGAGGUUCACUUUUUCGACAAAAACUACGAGAAGGGACUCCGAGUGGUAUAGGAUCUCUGUUCAAAUGCAGCUCAUUUAUCCACUUCCUCAUCAAAGUAUCUCCAAUUUAUCUUUUGCAUACAUAUUGUCAAGUCUCGAGACAGCUACCAUCACCGAA